Epinephelus lanceolatus (giant grouper) is the source of this 4925-nucleotide messenger RNA. RefSeq names its product interferon gamma receptor 1-like (gene ifngr1l). Gene Ontology annotation, molecular function: protein binding; cytokine receptor activity. The record is from RefSeq and is a predicted model, not a curated record. Gene Ontology annotation, cellular component: plasma membrane. NCBI's taxonomy places the organism in Eukaryota, Metazoa, Chordata, Actinopteri, Perciformes, Serranidae. Gene Ontology annotation, biological process: cytokine-mediated signaling pathway.
CUUGUGGAUCGCCAACAGGGCUCGCUCGGCGAGUGAAACCCUGCAUAUUUCGGGAGACGAGUCGUUGCCCAGCCUGUUUGCGCAGCUCCUCAAUGAAAUGUCAGACUAGUUAGUGUCUCCUUUUGUUACGGACUUUAACAGAAAGAAAGCAAGGAGCCCUGGGUCGCCAAUUCAGAAUGGAUUUGUCGACAUUUCAUCCCGUUUUCCUGAUUCUCGCCUUGUUAAAAGCUGGGGAGGCCCACGUGGAGCCGCCGACCAACGUGACCUUUCACUGCCACAAUGUGCACAAUGUUCUGAAGUGGAGUUACAACCAGCUCUUGCCAGGGAUGAGAUUCAGAGUCGAUAUUCAGUCAACGAAUGGUUUAAAUGGUCAUCCCAAUGAGGUUUGGGUGGAACCACCAGCUCCGCUACAAGCUGACGUGUCGUUUCUCUCUGAUCCAAGUAAUGACUACUUCCUUACCGUCACUGCUGUGAUUGGACAGAAUGAGUCUGAUUCCGCCCCUGAGGAUGGAAUCACUUUCACCUAUUUCAAGGACUCUCCAGUGAAGAACAAAUGUUCUGUGGACUUCCCAUCAGUUAACGUCACCACCAAACAAGAUGACACCAUCCUGCUCCGCUUCACACAUCCCUGGCUGGUGUACUACAAAAGCCACAGCUUAGAUACAAAACCUAGGAAGAAGAAACAUUUUGAAAGUGAACAACAGCUGCCUAUGUUCAGUUACGAUGUUGUUUUCCUCCAAGAGAUGGGGAGACACCAUAGGAUGAACUGUCUGGACAGUGUGUGUGAGGAGGUGCUUUCAGUGAAUGCUUCACAGAAGAAACACUGUCUGAAGGUCAAGGGAGAGGUGAAUAAGAUACUUGUUAAAGCUGCAGAAUUCUGCACCACGCCAUUGGACGAAGGACCAAGCUAUCUCAUCUACGUCAGCAUCGCAGUCGCCCUGUCGGUCUUAUGCGCAGUUGCUGUUAUCUUCAUGUUGUACCGAAAAAAGACCACGCCCUCAACUCCUUUACCAUCCACCAUGACGUUCACGAAUAAACUGAAGCAGUGGACAUUUGGAGUGGUUCAGGACACGGUCUCUUUGCCACAGGUGGAGCCUACCACACCCACACUUCUACUGUUACCAGAGGAGAUCGACCCCACAACUAUUGUUACUCCCUCUAUGGAGCCUGAAGUCCGUCUGCCCAUUGGGCUGCCAACCGAGAAUGAAGGUGUGUCUGAUGACGUGGAGGUAGGGAAUGAUGAAGGACCUGGGUACAUGGCUGGCAGAGGAUUGGAAGAAGAGGAGGAGCUCUGCUCCAGGGAUUUCCCCUCUGGUUAUGAGAAACGCCCGGUGCUGGUUGAGUUAGCACCAGAUGAACUGGCUGAGGGCUACCGCGGCUGAACGUGGCACCUGUAAGGGUACAGGUGAACUUUGUGGCACAUUGAAUGUUUUACAUCAGGUCAAAUGACACCCUGCAAUCACCUGUCAUUAAAUCUAAAAACUAUGAAUAUCUCCGCAGCGAUUUACAGUGUUCACAGAUGUCAGGUGGUUCAGUUUGUGCUGUUUCCUAGUCAGACCAUCCCAACGCCAAGUAAAAAGAGAAUCAGGUUUGUUCCUCUUGUUAGUGCACUUUGAUGUGAGUUACAUUUUCCUCUGUAUUUACAUUAAUAUGUCAAAGCAACACGACAAGCUCAAAUGGCUAUAAGGAAUUACCAAAUCAGAUCAGUUCCCAGAAUGCUAAACUAGUUGGCACUGAGUUUGAAAGAGAGACUAGAUUUGAAAAAAGAAGUAAACAUUUUCACUGGCCUCCAUGCUGCUUUUUAUUGUUUACUGAUCCUGUUUAGAGCCGUGUACACCCCUCUUGUCCACUGGCAGUGGGAAAGGAGUCUAUUGCCUUUUGCUGCAUUUAAAUAACAAACCUGCGUAUGUGUUAAUUUUGGUGGAAAAUGGCUUUUAAGUUCUUAAUUCUGAUAUUCUGCAUCAGACGUACACAGGAGCUUCAAAUCUUUUUCUUAAAUUAGACCUCAGCAAGUGAUCGAGGCCAAGUUGAGUAGAAAAUACCCCGUGAUGUCCUUACCUUGUGUAGCGACUUGCUCUGGCACUUAAAAAAACGAGACCAGACGAUUCUGUACACUGACUGACUGCUUUAUCGUGUGCAUGUUCAUCUUUCAAAAUGUCACUGCAAUGAAUCAUUCACAGUUACUCAAAUGGACUUAGCUUUGCUCUAAUUACUGUAUUACAUAUUGAAAUAAUAACCAAUAACGACAUUAACGUACAGUUUCAUCAACAUCUGUCUCAUACAGUAACGUCUACUAGAAUCCGUCAUACGUACACACGCAUUACUAUAUUUAUCAGCUACUGAGUUGAGUGGUUACCGUACUGUGGAGUAGUUCGUCGUAUGAUACUGAGAAUGUCCUCUUGCUUAUUUGCACCUGUGUUUUCUGUCUGAAUCAAGUCUCCAUUAGGCUUAUAGCACCUUAAAGUUGCUGUGAAAUACAAGUUAGAGCAUCUUUAACUUUUAUAAUGCAACAUUUUAUUUUAGCAAAGUGGAAUAUUUGGGCAGGUACAGUCACCAGACGGAUUUGAUCAAGUCCUGGAUCACUUAAAGAAGUGUGUGGACGAGACGAAUAGGGAUCUGCCACCACCUUCACCUGCCUUACCUGCUGGUAGAUCAGGAGGAGAAUGAGGGAUAAAUGUAUAAAUCGGUUGCUUACUAAAUGAUGUCUCUCUGCUAGAUGUCAAGUGUGGCUUUAAAGGAUGGAUGGGGAAAGCAGUUACCCCGAAUUCCAUUUGUGUAGAUAAAUAUAGAAUGUAGAUGUGCCUGAGUUCAAGAUGAGCCGCCAAAAAACUGUUUCUUAUUUCUGACUUUAUUUGACAAAUACUAACAGUUAAUUGAACAUUUGAACACAGGAGACCCUGGGUUACAACAUUUAUGUUGUUUUGUUCAGCCUUUAAAUGCAUUAAUGCAGUUUGAGAACUGCAGUUUAUUAAUUUCCUCAUGAAAUGAGAGCUGUUCUUGCACCAGAGUAUAACGUGACUGAUGUUGUAAUAUUACUCAUUGUAUCAGACUUUGUACUGUGCCUUAUGUCCGUGCUGUAAAGUCUUUUUCUGAGUCAAUUAUUUUUUGUUUGUGGUAAAUAACAGACAAUUAUACAGAUGUUAAAGGACCAGUGUGUAGGAUUUAGAGGGAUCAUUCUGCAGAAAUGUAAUGUAACAUUCUUAACUGUGUUUUCAUCAGUGUAUAAUCACGUGAAUCGUUGUGUUUUUUUAUGCUUAGAAUGAGCCCUACAUAUGAGCAGCUCCUCUUUCACAGAGAUCGCCAUGUUGCACCACCAUGUUUCUACAGUAGCCCAGAGGAGACAAACCAAACACUGGCUCUAGAUAGAGCCAUUCAUGUUUGACGUUUCCUGAAAUAAUUAUGAUAAAUGAUAUUCUUGUCACUUUGAGACCAUUUUUUGCCACUGAUAUGAUGUUAUAAUUGGAAUUGAACCUUGGCUAAGUCCCGCCCCAGGACGCAGACCGGCCAAUCAUAACGUAGCACCGGGCCGGCUCAGACCAAGGUCCGACAACCACACAGCUGUGCUCCACCUCCAUAAUCCAGGAGCCAGGAGGUUUGCUGGUGGCUUUGGUGGAGGAUGAAGUUUUUGGAGAGUAAAGUCCAAAACACACCAGCGGCGUCACAUGAUGGCGGCGUCAUUGAUGUGAGUCAAGUGCUGCCCCCAACACACACAAAGCGUCGCGCUGCGGGGCGUCAACUGGAAUUCUAUUGCACACUCCACUCCGCUAGGUGGCGGUAAUGUGACUAGCUGGUUGCCAACCGCCAAUUAGAACAAAAGACAAGGAAGAAGAUGCAGGAAGAGAAAGAAAACACACAAUGCAGGACAACCACGAUAACCAGACAAUGACGGUACCAAUGUGAGUUGCUUAUUAUAGUUGUCUAUAUGUUAUUAAUGACUAAUGAAUAAAUAAUUGAACACUAAAUGAAUAAUCUGAGCAUUGAGAUUAUGUUUUGAAAGCAGCAGAUCAACCAAUGUAGUUGGUAGGCUAACGAUAGAUGGCGCCAAAGUUGUUCUUCUCUGCUCUUCAACAGAGCUGCUACUACGGGAGCUGGGAAGUACAAAAUAGGCUUUUCUAUGAACAAGAAGUGCUUUUUCAAGGGCAGCGAUGCUGUAAAAUAGGACAAUAGUGAGAAGUGCUGCGGCAUGUUACGUUGACGCGCAUCGACACUCCGCAGGUGUGGGUUUGUAAAUAGAGAAUUAUGGGGGUGUCUGUUUUGACACGCGUCAUAUGGCGCCGGUGUGUUUUGGCUUUAAUACUUCAAACAAUUAAUCUUUUGGUUUGUUGCCAUGGGUUGGCAAGCUAACGUCUAUCAGGACUGAGUCUUCUACUCCAUAAGGGCAGCUGCUGGCUACUGGUAAACUGUGUUGUGUUGUCUUUAAAGUGUUGUGUUGCAGUUUGCGACCUCUCCACUAGAUGCCGCUAAAUUCUACACACUGCUCCUUUAAGUUGAUGUGAGAUAUCGCCAAACCUCGCAGCUAGAUCUGUUUAUAUUCUUUAACUCGCAGGGCUGAAUACAUGAAUGCAGAGUCUGGCUGAAGUGACCGAACAACACAGUUACUAUGAAUAGAAUUAAAAAGGGAAAUGGUGCUUUUUAUUUACACAUAUAUUUUUGUUUAAUCGGUUGCAAAUAGGAACGGUCGGAUCUAAUUACCAGCCGGAGUGAUUGAAUGUGAUGAUAUGUGAAUAAGUUGUUUAGUUAAUGUCUGGAUUUGUAAAAAUAGGUCAGCCCAUUAAACAGAAGCACUUGUUUAUCUUAUUUAGCUUGCUAUCAGUUCAUUAUUAUCCACAUUGUCCACAUGUUUCAGGUUCUGUGUGCAAACGACUGUUAAUUGUCAUGUGUCAUUUUCUUCAGCAUCACAUUUCAAUAAAACUAAGAUAAGAGUA